GGAGUGCUGAGAGCAGUCGGUGGAGACAGGGAGAGAGUGAGGAGGACUCGGAUCAAUAGUGCUGGUGGCUGCGGAUCGCUGACUUUGAUCAGAGAGAGAGAGAGGGGGAAGAGAGCGGAGUGAAAUCGACGAGGGGCCAGCUCCAUCCUGAUCAGAGACAGAAAUAAAGAGAGACAGAGUCAGAGAGGAGGCUGCGCCUUCAGUAGGACUCUACAGCAGACGAUCCGCUCUCCAUCCCCUGCCUGUGUGUGUCACACCAUGGGCAGACUCCCAGUGCUCUGCCUCUGCCUCUGCCUCCUCAGCUCCAGCCUGUGUCACAUUGGAAUGACCUACCACACAUCCCGACAGACACAAGAUCUGGCAACGUUAACAGAUCUCGAAGGAUCAGGGUCAGAUGAUGAGGAUGAAAAUGUCUACUCUGGUUCUGGAGGAUCAGGCUACUUUGAGUUUGACACUGAGCUGCGGUUUACCACCCGCAUGGCCAGGCCGGUUACCUCUCCGCCAUCCACCACAUCCUUCGGCUCGCUUCAGCCGAUUGCCUUCACCUUCCAAAGUACUUCUCUGGCGGGCGACAGCACGGCCAGUUCACCCACACCAUCCGCCUCCACUCUUACCAUGGCAGCAACCUCGACAAUGGCGCCAGUCCCCAUCACCAUGCCAGCUGCUGCCUCCACCACAACUCUCCUGGCAACGACCACAAGCGCCUCGACAACCGCCAGCGCCACCACCACCAGCACCGUCGCCAUGCCGACUGCCCGUACCAUCGCCAUUGUGCCACUCGCUACUGCAGCAGCAUCCACAGUGCAGUCAACCACAAGGAGUGCCACCAGAGUUAGUGAGGUGGCCAGACCAGCGUCGACAGCAGAUGCACACACGAGCCAAGCUUCAUUGGCAAGCUUCACAGAGAGCACUUGGAAAACCCUCUCACAUGUCCCUUACAUCACAGAGCACGCACAGAAAGAUGACUCCAGUGAAAUAGUCAAAGUGACGACUGUCAACAAUGAGGUGGAGGCUCCUGCUGCAGGAAGUCCGAGUGGAGACUUUGAAAUCACCGAGGAAGGGGAAGUGAUCAAUCCAGAGGCAAAUAAUGAAGUGUUCGCUGUCGUCACACAACCAACCAGGAGGGGCACUGGGAAGAAAGGCCUCCCCAAUGACAUAGACAAUGCAAUAGAUUCGGGGAGCUCAUCUUCAGCUGCACAGUUACCCCAGAAAAACAUACUGGAGAGGAAAGAGGUGUUAGUAGCGGUUGUUGUCGGGGGGGUAGUUGGAGCACUCUUUGCUGCCUUCCUGGUCAUGCUGCUGAUCUAUCGAAUGAAGAAAAAGGACGAGGGAAGCUACACAUUGGAAGAGCCGAAGCAGGCGAGCAUAGCUUACCAAAAACCUGACAAACAGGAGGAGUUUUAUGCAUAAACAAAUCAAGAGUGCCUCUCAUUGCCUGGACUGUCAACAGAUCGUCUCUGAAAUAAAAACAAAAAGAAUAAUGAUCCCAAAUGAUGUCGCUCUAUUAAAGUUCUGCUAAGUAGCAGAGUCAUGUUUUAAUGCUGGUAUUUUUCACGUGUGUUGUUGAAUUUCCUGUUGUUGUUCAACCUAAGCCUUCUAAAGGAGUCUGUAGUAAGGGGCUAUAAAAUGCAAAGCACAACUGCUUUUAGACAACUGCCACACUGCGUUAGAAUUUAUGUAUAGUGCAGAGCAUUGGAAAUAGUCCUCGUGGUUGAGAGGUGCUGAAGGCUCAUAUUAUUAAGAGAAAAUAGUUUUGUUAAAAGUCAAUUUUGCUCAUUUAGAAUGGUCACGUUUCGCAUCUGAUUUAAACAUUGGUGCAGUGUCAAAGGUUGUUCUGCAAAACAACCUUCGAAAUUCUGUGAGCAACAUCUUGGUACCACGUUAUCUGUUGUUUUCUGUUCUUGAAUACAUGUAAUAUAUAUAUAUCUACACACACACACACGUGGAAGUGCUUGACUGUCCUCUGAAAAUAGACAAUCAAUAUCUGAUGUCUAUAGAGUUACUGUACUGAAAUUGUAUGAAAGCUAAAUGGAAGAGUAUUAAAUUCUGAUAACAUAGCUGAGGUUUGAAGGUCACCAAACAUAUCCUUAAAUUAAUGUUGCUGAAUUUUUGAUACGUUUGUGUCAGAUUGAAUAAAAAGAAGUCUUGUUUUGGAAAACACUUUCCUACCAUUAACACCUUGUUCCCUGUGAUUCAGCCAAGGAUUGGGAGAAUUUGAUUUGAGGGAUGGAAUUAUGGUUCGCAAUCAACAAGAAAAAAGCAAAAAAUCCACCCUGCAAAAAUAUGCCUGUGUCCGGGGCACAAGCUCUGAGUGCAUCACAUUCACCAAUUAUGGUCGCAUCCAACACUUGGGAAGGAAACACUGAGAAAAGAUGUGAGCGAGUGGCGAGAAUCUUCUCUCCAUUCCUGUUAUUCUACACCCCAUCUCUGGUUGCUCUUCUCAAGUGACAGAAUUCCUUCUCUUUCUGUUUCUCUUUUCCCUCUCUCAUAUUCCUUUCUUUUUCCUCUCUUUCUCUUCUCACCUCUUUCAUUCUCCACCAUAAAAAAGUGAGGGAACAGUAUCAUUAAAUACAACUCUUCCACUCUACGUACCUUGACAAUUUCCAGUGCCAAAAUGUUAAUAGACUCUUUGUUCCUGCUGUAAACUUUGGGAUUGCCUCAUCUCACAAAUAAUGACCUUGUAUGUAUCCUACUCACAAAGAGGAAGCAGUGUUGAAGAAUCCAACACUAUUGAAUUAAUAGGGAGUUGUACACACAGGACUUGGGGAACUGCAGGAACAAUUGAUGCAUCUAUGAGAAAAUUGGGUUGGAUAAUGUGACAAACCCUACUGAGAGUUCAUGUUAAUCUUUUGCCAUCUGAAUGUAUCUUUGUUUCUUGAAGUCUGUCUGAUAUCAGAGACAGAAACAACUAAAAGGUCAAAGUUCACUUGCCACAAUAAUGACUUGUGAAAUGUGGCAUGGUUGGUAAGGUUUAUUCAGUGAAAUUUGGUGUUGAAUUGACAAACUGUCCAGGGAGGUAGGAUGCAGAUAGAGAAACCUAAUGUGGUCAAUACACUGAUAAAGUGUUACACCUGGAGCAUUGAGAUUGUCCCCAGGAUUCAUCUGAUUUUUUGGAUCAAAGGAGAGGUGGAAAGUAACAUUUCAAUGUCAGAAAUGUGAAAUGAAAACAAAAGUCAAAUGCGCAGUUUGACCGUCAGCAUCUGGAAUGAGCAAAGUGAAGACACCAUUUUGGUUCAAGAUUUCAGCCGGUUUUUGAAAAUUCAAUCAGCCUUUGGCAUGCACAAUAUUGACUGAGCUGCUUCUGUUUGGUUUUAAGAUCCAGUGUUAAUGGUUUCUCCUUUUAUCCCCGGAGAGUCUCUGAAGAUGUAUCUUUAAUUCUCAGAAGAGCCAAACAAUCACUGACGCUGUCGCCUCCCAUGUUACAAUCUUUCUUGACGACAUCGUUGCCGGAAUUAACGUUUGGUUGAAUCUAUGGUGGUCCUGCCUGCCUACACCAAGAUCAGGACAAUAUGAACAUAAUGCUCAAGGUUCUCCUUUGAGUUUAACGUAUAGACCAUUCUGACUUUUAAUUUGGCUUCAAUAGUGUGAACACUGGUAUCAACCAAGUGGUAGUUACAAGUGCGAAAGAAAAACACUUUAAUACACUUUCUGUCAGCUUUUCCAUUAUAAAUCUUGUGUUCCAAAUUUGUAAUGUAAACUUAUUGGAUUGUAAUUAUGUUUUUCACCAGUAGAAGCACAACAGUGCCAUCACUGGUGGGAUUGUGUAAUCAAAACAGAGUAAAGAUUACAGUGACCCUUUCCAUAA
Molecule: messenger RNA, 3805 nt
Organism: Chiloscyllium plagiosum (whitespotted bambooshark)
Lineage: Eukaryota; Metazoa; Chordata; Chondrichthyes; Orectolobiformes; Hemiscylliidae
Biological process (GO): cell migration
Cellular component (GO): membrane; cell surface
Source: RefSeq, a predicted model, not a curated record